AUUCGGCACGGGACCCCGAAGGCCAAGUUGAAGUUCAAAGCCGCUAGACGCAGUAGCCGGUACAGAGUUUGUAGAGCAGAAAAUGGCCGCAGCCGAAGCCGCAGGCGCGCCGGCAUGAAUUUGAACCAUAGACCGACAGAGGCGCUCCGUAGCGGGGACUCGUCACAGUUACAGCGCCGCUGCGAUACAGCCAAACACACCGAUCAGUAUCAGUGUACAACAAUGCAUUCUCGUAGGUCUUAUAUCUGUUCUUGGUAUUUAUGUAAAUGUAUUUUUCUAAAAGGUUCAUGAUCUGGUAACUGUAUCCAAUUCUGCAAGCAUGUGGACGUGAAUACCACACGAGUGCUUGCACUUUCUGGGACAUUCUACUCUAGGAACAGCCGGCCAGCAUUCGAUUAUUACAGGUCCAAUUUGUCAUAAUCAUAGUCCUUGCGACUUUGACGCGAAUUCCACGUGAACCUUUUAAAAAAUAAUAAUUAAAAAAAAAGCCUGAGAAUUUUGAUAGCUUGCACAAUCAUGCUGAUUUGUGUCAUUAAAUAAGUUGUUUAAAGUUACGCAGUUUUAGUUUUCACGUUUUCAGGGCACAUAUAAUGAAAGUGGACUCUCCGUGCCCUUUCACUUAGAGAAUGUCAGUACCGUUACCGAAUUAUUUACUUUUUUUUUUUUUUAGACCAUAAAGGAUAUGAAUAGUUAGGCUGUAGCUGGCCAGGGGAGUUUCUGUAAUAUGCUGCAUGGCUGUCCUGAGCACAUUCCAUAACACAAAAAUCGCACUACUGAUGCAGAACAUGAAGUCGUUAAGUAGUGAAAACAGAAAUAGACACCGAUGGUGAUUAUGGUGAGUUUUGUGGUGCACGGAAGGACACGCUAUUCACACGAACGAAUAUAGAAAAUAAGUUGAAAAUAUGACAUCGGAGAACCGUAGUGGCGGUUGGGCAGCAGCAAUCGGUUUUGCUGAGCCGCGAAUCUGAUACGAAGCAUUGGUUGUUGACACAGGGAAUGCCUGUGUCCCGCAGUCCGCGUUUCUUUAUUCAUUCAUUUUAUCAAGCUGAAUGUUCAUUUUGAGGAAAACAAACAUGUAAUGUAGCCUACAACACUCCGUCCAGGACAAACUUGGGUAACCUGUGUUCACGUGGUCGCACCUGUCUCAGUAGGCUAUAUGGUUUCCUUAUAUGAGUCUGAAUAAAAUACAUUGCCAGUAGUUAUGUAUACAUACUAAUCCUACACAAACACAUAUGUUUCGAGGCAUAACAGUCUUGAGCAAAUUGUAAGCAUGCUUUCGCCAGUGACAUUACUGCAAAGGACUCUGCUGCACUAGAUAUUAUUUAGGUUACACCUCCAGAUGAUUCAUAUCCUGCAUUCAUUCCCGGCUUUUUUUUUCAUGUUAAUAUUUUAUGUUUUAACAUAGUUCUUACUAGAGUUUGUACAAUAACUGUUAUAAUGUUUAAACACCGCCUGGGUGAAACAAGAAACUGGUUUGAUUUUUGUGAUGAUUUACACCAAGCCUACUAGAUAUACUUUCCAUUUAGCACACAAGAGAAAUUUGAAUCUGUUCUUUUCGUGAUGUGGAGAUCCUUACACCAUCCUUACAGUUCUUUCAUAAAGUGUCACACUAUUUUCUAAUGACAAAACGCGUGGUUCUAAGUUUACGCAUAUUUACGCAUUUGCUUAUUUGGAUUGGUCGCACAUUUUAAGCCCUUAAUGAGUUAAAACAGGCUAUCUCUGAAACUGAAUUAGAUUUCUCUUUGCAAUAAAAUUGUCGAGAAUUUAGGACUAUUAUCCUGGUUGUCUCGCAGCCUGGAGAGCUCUAUUUUGUAUUUUUCAUCAAUGGCAAAAUUAUUAUCUGGAGUCGUGGAGCCUUAGCCGACCCAAUGAACGCCGUUUAAUGCUGCCACUUGUUUAUUUCCACAAAACUUGAUACCGAAGGCAGAAGUGUGUGCUAUUCCAUGACCUUUGAGUUUUAAAGAAAUCGAUUCCAGUCGUUAAUCUGAAGACUGUUGAAUGAAAAUGAGCCGCGAGCUCCAGCGUUCUUGUUCGGAGUGUAUCGCACGAGCGCAAUCACCAUUCUCGCUCCCUCUGACUGGGGAAAGGAGGGAGGGAAUGAGUGAGGGAGUGUGCGAGCUCGCAGGGGAGAGAGAAAGUCAUUUGCUUUUUGUUUAUGAAACAUCUCUUUCGGACGCUGCACCUGAGCGAGAGAGAGAAAGAGUGUGUCGUAUUUACGAGUUUAUUUUGUGAACUGUGCGGAUCACGCUGGACCUUGGAAAUCGGGGAUACUGCAUCUUUAAGUUCCUUAUUUUCUGGGAUGGGCUAUUUUCAGAACGUCAUUUCAUUCCUCCCUCUUUUUCAUUUUCUCAUUCUUUGAUUCUUUCUCUCCCCCAUUUCCUAAAUGGAACAGAUUUAUAGAUCUUCCACCUAUCCAAGCGUUCUCUGCGCAUUCUGUUCAAAGUUAUAUUUGUCUUCUACAAUUUUUGCACUUUAUAUUUUGUUGCAUCGCGAUUUUUUCGGAGGGCUUUAAGUUUCUACCGACUCAAAAUCGGAUGAUGUUGAUGGUGGUGGUGAUGGUGGUGAUGAUGAUGAUAAUUGCGAAGAAAUGAUUCAGUGACUUCUCAGUUUUUUUUCCACUUGCGAAGUCAUAAGUUCCAUUGCACCAUGAUGUAUUCUCCUCUCUGUCUUACUCAGGACGAGUUCCAUCCGUUCAUCGAGGCGCUCCUCCCGCACGUCCGCGCCUUCGCCUACACCUGGUUCAACCUGCAGGCGCGCAAGCGCAAGUACUUCAAGAAGCACGAGAAGAGGAUGACGAAGGACGAGGAGCGCGCGGUGAAGGACGAGCUGCUGGGCGAGAAGGCCGAGGUCAAGCAGAAGUGGGCGUCCCGCCUGCUGGCCAAGCUGCGCAAGGACAUCCGGCCGGAGUGCCGCGAGGACUUCGUGCUGGCCAUCACGGGCAAGAAGGCGCCCUGCUGCGUGCUCUCCAACCCCGACCAGAAGGGCAAGAUCCGCCGCAUCGACUGCCUGCGGCAGGCCGACAAGGUGUGGCGGCUGGACCUGGUGAUGGUCAUCCUGUUCAAGGGCAUCCCGCUGGAGAGCACGGACGGCGAGCGGCUGGUCAAGGGCGGCCACUGCACCAACCCCGUCCUCUGCGUCCAGCCCCACCACAUCACCGUCUCCGUCAAGGAGCUGGACCUCUACCUGGCCUACUUCGUGCAGGAGAGGGAGGCAGAGCAGAGCAGCAGCCCCCGCACGGGCAUCGGCUCCGACCAGGAGGACAGUCGAGCCGCGAACAUGGGUACGAGCUCAUUUCAGGAGAGCUUUGUGGCAUCGGGAGUCUUUAACGUCACAGAACUCGUGCAAGUGUCCAGAACUCCUGUGGUGACGGGCGCAGGCCCCAACUUCUCCCUGGGGGAGCUGCAGGGUCACCUGGCCUACGACCUCAACCCUUACACCUCCUCCAGCGGGUCAGUCCCAAACACACUCACACAGCCCAGCACCUCCUCCAGCGGGAGUAAGAGGCACAAGUCCGGCUCCAUGGAGGACGACAUCGACACCAGCCCCGGGGGGGAGUACUACACCUCGCCCAACUCCCCCGCCAGCAGCUCCCGCAACUGGCAGGACGAGAUGGAAGGAGGGAUUUCCCCCACCGUUAAGAAGACGGAAAUGGACAGCCCGUCUCCGCAGGACAACUCCCCGCGCCUGAGCAGCUUCACGCAGCACCACCGGCCUGUCAUCGCCGUGCACAGCGGUAUCUCCAGGAGUCCCCACCCCUCCUCCGCUCUGCACUUCCCCACCACCUCCAUCCUGAACCAGUCGGCCUCCGGCUACUUCCCCCACACGGCCAUCCGCUACCCGCCGCACCUCAGCUCCCAGGACCCGCUCAAAGACCUGGUGUCCCUGGCCUGCGACCCGUCCAGCCAGCAGCCCGGCCCGCUGAACGGCAGUGGGCAGGUGAAGGUGCCCAGCCACUACAUCUCCUCCCAGAUGCUGGCCCCCCCGCCGCCCCCCGGCAUGCCCCGCCUCUCGCUGCCCACCGACUCCAAAUCCAGCGCCACCACCUCCGAGGGCGGAGCCAAUUCGCCUACGUCUCCCACAUACUCGGCCCCUGGGACGCCCCCCAACCGUCCCUUUGUAGGUAUCGGACCCCGGGACCCUGGAGGGCUCUACCAGGCGCAGUCCUGGUAUCUGGGGAACUGAACAAGAUGAGGAUGAGCCUGAGGGGCAUGGACAUAAAGAUUUGAGAUUCUAAAUUUUUUUUGUGGAAUUAAGAAAAAAAAAUUGCAAAGGAGAUGCAAGAGGGAAAACACAUAUAUGUGUAUAUAUAUACAUACAUGUGUGUGUGUGUGUGUGUGUAUGUAUGUGUGCAUAUGUAUAUAUACAUAUGUGUGUAUGUACGUAUGCAUAUGUAUAUAUAUAUAUAUAUAUAUAUGCAGAGAUGUAAAAGAUACUGCAGCUGGCCUUUUCGAGUGGAAAGAGUGAAAGAGAAGAUGGAGAGAAGAGAGGAGAGAGAGAAGAGGAUUCUUGGGGGUGACUGGGAUGGACAGUGGGGCAGAAUUUCUACCCCCGCCCCCCCACCUCCUCUGCAAUGCCCCUGCCUAAUCAUCCUUCCUCUGCUACAGGUGCUCCUUCCUCAUAUAUGCAAAACAAGUAUCCUUUAUUUUCUUAAUCGACAAGAGAGUGAAAAGUGAAAGAAGUGUUUCCAAGCGAUUAUAUUUUUCCAGAAGUUUUGGGACGACGCUGAUGGUUCCUGUAUUGAAGCUAGGGAGGGGGAGGGGAGGGGAGGGGGGAGGGAGGGGGAAGGGGGGAUUAGAUGGGAUGGAAAGUUGACAACUGGUCAAGACCCUCUUUAUCCAACAUUGUGACUAUAACUAAAAAAAGGUCUGUGUUUUAUUGAGUUCCUUAGACAAUCAUUUAUGCCUGUUCAUUUUUAUUUCUUUUAACUUUUCUUUUUUGUUUAAGGGGGGGGUGUGUUUGGGGAAAAAAAGGUCUCCUUGUAAGCAGCCAGAUGUAUUACAGUAACUGGCUUGUUGUUGUGGAGGGGGUGGUUCUGUUUUCGUCUUCAGAGACCAGUACUCAGUGAUGACCAAUGACGGGAAGCUGACCCUCAUAGCAGGGGAAGAGGGCGGGGGGAGUUAGCCGUGCGCUGGUUAGCCGCUAGGUUAGCCGGUUCGCUGCGUGGGCGUGUUGGCGAAUGGCGGUGUGCGCUGCAGUUAAGGGCCCCGCUGUCUGACGCUAGGCUGAAGAACGGAGCGGCAACAGGUAGAAAACGGAACAGGUGAGGAGCAGACAGGCCUUGAGGCGGAUAUUCAGCCCAUGUGCACACACCUGUGCUUCCGGAAGGUUCGCCGUGCAGGAGAGCGGGCAGGUGGUGUAGUCUGAGCUGCCCGUACGCAUUUGUGACCUGAACCGUGAGCGGUUGGAGAGCUAAACAUUUUGAUUGGUUCAAAACAGAGUGAUUGACGGAUCGUUGUAGCUCCGCCCCUUUUUGAAUUUCAUCGCCACUCCAGGAAGUGGCGGGUCGACGCCCAACCCCUCUCCCGUCCCAUCUGGGAAUCGCCUGAAUGUGCAGCACUAAGCAGAGGCACGAAACUUGGAACGAGGCACUUUUUAAACUCUUUUUUUCUUCCAAGUGUUGAGGAACAGCCUGUGCCCCCCCCCCCCCACUUCCCCUUCCCCCUUCUGGCAGGGAGACCUGGCCCUGUUUCAUCUGUAUUUUUAAUUUCUGAGGCCAGAUUUAUGACCUUUUGAAGCAGUUUUUUUUUUUUUUUUUUUUUUUUAAAGAAAACUAUUUGGUAAAUCCGGGGAGAACGUGUUUCUCUCCUGAUCAAAAGCUGCUCUCUUCUCCUAGUUUGUGUAAGACCCCAACAUCUGGAGCCACCCCCCCCUCCCCAGCCUCCCCAUAGUCACAGACUUGUCUCCCUAUUACAGUUUUUAUUGGGGUAAUUCACAGGGUUUAUUUUGCACGGUGAAGCAGUGACUACUACAGUAGUUAUGUCACUAGUGCUGCAGUAUUGAGCGUGGAGGAUGAACAUUCUUCGCUUUGUGUACUUAGUUUAAGAUUGCAUUGGAAAUGAAAGGCGUUGCACUACUCUGAUUUUAAUUCUCUUCUUUAGCAGCUGAUUUUAUUCUAUUUUAUCCUUUUCAUUUUUUUUAUUUGUUUGGCGCAAUCGAUACGAUAUGCCGCAAGUCAGAAGUAGGUUUUUAGGGGUUUUUUUAGGGCGUAGUGUUUUUGUGUUCAUUUGGUAGCAGGGUACAUGGUGUGUGAGCGUUGGCUUUCUGAAGUUAUUACAGUGUAUUGCAACUUUUUUUUAUCCCGCCCUAGUGCACUUAAAUAUUCUGUAUGUGUAUCCAGAAGAUGUCUUGUGUGUGUAGAAGUACAGGAAAAAUGAACAGAUUUGGAUUGACUGGACUGUCCAGCCCAGUUUGCUUAUAUUUAACUGUUUGUUCCCACAUAAUGGAGACUCGAUAUUUCCCCCUUUUUUAAAAAAAAAAAAAAAAACGAUGCUCUCUUUAUGUAAUACUUUAACAAAAAAGAAAGUAAUUUAUGAUGACAUUUUUCAAAUCACGUGUCGCACACUGAUGGGAAAUGGGAAUGUGAGUGAGUGGAUUAUCUGGGUAUCAGCUUCUGAGGCAACCCCAGGUGUACUGGCUGCUGUGCUUAGCCGCUUGCACAUUGGCGCCCCCAACAGGCCAACAGCGGUAUAGAACAAUUGAACAUUUUUAUGAAGACAAAAGAUACUUGUACCGUUAAAAUUAACAGCCACAAACCAUUUUAAAAUGGCAAAGAAACCAGAAGUAUUAAAAUUAUCCCAGAAAAAGGUUAAAAAUAAUUUUUUUUUUUCCACAUAAACAUAUAUAUACAUAUAUUUGCAGUUAGCAAGCUUUCUACAUUGCUAUUUGAAAGCAUACAUGUAGCUGUUGAAUAACACUAACUAACCCGUAAUUUUUCUGGAGAGAAGCCCACGCGGACCUUAAAAAAGAGCAGGCAAAAUCGCAUCCAUAGUGUGCACCCUAAAUGUGAAUUUUCACACAAGGAUAAACAACGAUUUCACAUCGCGGAGGUAUCCUUGUGCAGUUGUCGCCUUGUGUACGCGCGUCUUACUGUUAUAGCUCGAGAAUACCAGUAUGAAAACAAUUAAGAAUAACAUCAGGGCUAAUGAUUUCCAAACCAAACCCAAACCGUGAAGCCAUAAAAAGUGCCUAAAAUAAUGAUUUUUUCCCCCCCAUUUUUCUCUGUAAAGUUAUUUUUUUUCUGUCUUUGUGUGUUUGAGUGUGCGUGAAAGAGAGGUGAGCCUCAGUUAGCUCCUGCUAGGCUACAGGUGAGACAGGGAAAUCGUGUGAGACUGAGAGAGGUGGACAGGUUCUACAGUGCUCUGAGCGCGCUACACCUUUUCAAAGGCUACCGCUACCGGCGGGGACCGUCGAAGGAAACAACACGCGAAACGCCCUGUGUUUGCGCUAACAGCGCGCGCAUAAUCGAACUGACACACAUCAAACAUUCAUACACGCGUGCGUGCGUGCGUGCGUGCGUGCCUGCGUGUGUGUACGUGCGUGCGUGUAUGGCUUUCAUAAGCAGCUUUUCAAAGUAAUACUGUGCAUUUAGCAUUUAGCUACCUAGCGAUAACCUUCAGAUUGCAGCUUGGCAGAUUGCAAACUUUGAAUUGGUGUUGACUGCUGCCGUUCAGCCUUCUACCCCUUUUUUAAAGACAGAAUAUGACGACUUUUUAAAGGUGCUGAUAUAAAAUUGUACUGAAAAAAAUAAAUAUAUAUAUAAUAUAUAAUAAUGCAUGGUGCUUUCAAACAAGAAAAUCAAGUGAUUUUUAGCCGUACUAACCAGCGUAGCGCUGUUGUGGGUGCAUGGCUGAGACGCGUUCGUUUGGACCCCCCCCCCCUUAACCCCCAACCCCGCCUUGAUCCCUUCCCCCUCCCCAACCCCCGACCCCCCCCCCGACCUUCCAAACAGGGGCUCGCUUGCGCGACGGGGCCUCUCGUUGACUCUGGUUUUCUGGCUGUGUCGUUUUAGCUACUACUUUGCACGAUGUUUUUAAUACUUAAAACCACAUUAUGUGCCUUGCAUUUGUUUAAAAAAACAAAAAAUAAUAAUUAAUAAAACUGUUUUUUUUUAAAGCCAUCGAUUUACUGUCCAUAAAGACACAAAAUAAUUAAUAAUAAUAAUGCUGCAUGUGUGAUUGCUUGCCAUUAUCCAGUUAUCAAAGAUAAAUAAAUUAUAGGUUGCCAUUUGUAUAAAAGCAGAACUUUCAAAAAGAAACAGAAAGACUUGAUCAAAGGACGCUGGUAAUGCCUGAAAUAGUGUAGUGGCAAUGAACGGGCCGGAUGCCCUAUUUGUUGUUUUCCUUCUUGUUACCCAUCUCAUUGAUGCUAUGAGUCCAAUUAAUUUGAUCAUUUCAUCUUUAAAAAAUGUUUUUUUUUCUUUUCAUAAUUAACAUUCUGGCCCGUUGUCUGUCUUCCAUCUAACGUUAUUGUUGCAAUGUAUUAAAAUAUGCAAUACAAAGUUUGUCCACUCAGCGUUUGGCUGGAGACGAAGUUGAGAAGUUCAGUGUUUCCCUGUUUUCGAUAUCGUUCUGAUUUAGAAACUGCAGAGUAAUGAGUAUUGUGUGGAGAAGUGGUUUCGUUGGUGUCAGCCAAAGUAUUGACCAUCAGCAGUGAUGAGCGUGUACUAGUAGAAAAGAAUUUGCAAUAGACGAACUUGACUGACUUUAGUCUAGUUUGUUGUUCUGGCUAUGCAGAUUGGAGGGCGAGUGAGAGGCAGGGUGAUAAACAGUGCGUAGGAAAGAGCCAUGUGAAAUGCCUUAACACAGAACAGAGCCUAAACAGUCCCUCUUACCCUCCCACAGACUAAAGCCCCUAUUCGAGGGAAAUGGCUUGAGGAGUUUGCCACAGAGUGGCUGAAAACUUGUGGAGACGGACGGUAAAGACAGACCUCUCUUUCUGGUCGGUUUUCCAUUCGACAACCAUUGAAUCUCACCCUUUUGUUUCAUGAAAGAGAGGGUCUGGAUUAAUUACUUUCAUAGCAAUGAUCUUCACAGCCACCGCUGAAGACACUUAAAUUGUAAUGUGAAUGUUUCCUGUGCAGUCCCGUCUGCUGUGUGGAGUUCGAUCGUAUGUUUGGAAAUCAGGAAGGUGUGCAUCAAAACAGGGUAAAUAAAGUGGGAAUAUUUUUAUUUUAUUUUAUUUUUUGGACUCAAGAGUGAAUACUACAACACACUACGAAGGUGUAAGGCUAAUUCCCUGGGAAGAAUUCAUCCCCGUCUUCCUCCGUGGGUCACAGAUCCCCGCGCUUGUGUGUGUCUACUGAUCUCCGCAGAGUCAGCCUACAUUUUGGCUUCCUUGGCACUUUGCUUUCUCUCUCAGAUUGUACUUAGGAGAGAGAGAGUGAGCGAGAGAGAGAGAGAGAGAGAGACCAUUAUGGAGACAGGAGUUUGACCCAAAACAGUCCUGGAGAGCACAGUUAAUAAAAUUGAUGAAUGAAUUAAUAGUAAAAAUGCUGGACAGACAGGUGGGAGAGGAGUGUGGAAUGACCUGAGAUUAAAAUUGAUGAGUUUUACUGGCAGUCGGGGGGGGGGAGGGGCGGGGGGCGGCAGAAAGGCAUAUGAACAAGGUUUCUGUGCCCCCCCCCCCCCCACUCGUUCCAGUUGUGCCUCUUUAACAGGGGAGGGGCCAGGAGGGGGGGGCGGACACCGGAGGCAAAUUCUGUCAUUUGUAAGAUGUACAGUUUUGUUAAGUACCUGACUUACCCUUUUUGUAAAAAUGAUUUUUAAAAUGAUUGGGGGGGGGGGGAGGAGGAGUACAAAAACAUGUACUUUACACUGGCUCCAGUAGAAUGUUUGGCAUUAUGUACCAUUUUUAGAAUUUUAGAAAAAAAAAAGCAUUUAUUAAUUAAUUAAAAAAUUAAAUUAGUUGACAUUUAGGAAUCACCAUAUUUAGGCCUGAGGUGCAUCCUCGUAUAGUUUUGCAUAUUCCUAUACUUGGCCCCCCAGUGUAGGCUAAUGGUGUUUCAACUGAUGCAAAAGAUGAAAAAUGAAUGAACACACACAGUGGAAAGAGAGUAGUUUUCAUGGGGGGGGGGGGGGAGAAUUGCACGUUCAUGUUUAAUUUGACCUGUCGAUUUUUUUUUCGAUCUUUUUUUCUCUAAGCGAUGCAAAGAUGCUUCAGUAGUUUUUUUUUUUUUGGCGAUAAUUUAUCAGUUGUUACUGCGCAGAUUUGCCGGGUUGAGAGAGUCAGUUUUAUUUGGGGCGAUUGUUGAGGGUCCGAAGAGGCCGCGUUCUGAAAAGACUGUUAUGCAGUGUACUGUGUUGAUUCUGCAAUGGACAUUGCAGUGCUGGUAGCUAUUGAGAUUGAACUCAAGAAUUAUUUUUAAAAAAAGAGAAGAAUUUUAAAUAAAAAAUGGCCAAGUGAGAGGUAUUGUUUACAUCCCCGUCGUAAGAUCCUGGUGGGGGACGGUUUUUUUUUUUGCACCCCACCGUCGCGGUUCCCGGCUGAAGCAAGUGCGAUAGUUUUAGGCAUUCCAUCAAAUCCAUCGUUCCCGCGCGCCAAGCCCAAACGCUGCCGCCAAUCAGGAAGCGGCUCCUCGUAUUUAAACAGGACAUGUAAUGAGACCGGAGUCUUACCCGUCGGGCAAUGAACACAACCCGUGCUCUUUUGUUCACUAUCCCGAGUAUUAGGGGCCUGGGGCCUGGUUUUCUAAGACUUUCAGCACGUGCAAAACCCUUAUAGCCACACACAAAACCAACAACGUGACCAACGAUUGGUCAUGGUAUUUGUUUUCGCACCGAUCACUGGUUGUGCUAAAAGGUUUUGCCUUGUGUUAAAGGUCUUAGUCAAAAAAAAAAAAAAAAAAGGGCUCUUAGUAUUUCAUUUUUUAAAUUUAUUUUUGAAGCACUCUCCAGAGCUGUGUGCCGCAGUGCAUUGUGGGCCACGAGGCCUGCUGUGAUUAGCAGCCCUGUUACACAUCUCCGACACUCGUUUAAUUUCAUUCAGCUAUUAAUACACUACACACCUCAGCGAGAGAGGGGCACCGCUAUUGGGCGAUGUAGCUGGACGAUUUCUUCGGCUACUACAUGCGGGGAGGUUCACUUGGACUCCUUUGGGCGAACGUAAGCGCGCGUACACACGCGCGCGACUUAAGACCUUAAACGAUCGCCGCUUGAAACCGGCAGUUCCAAAAUAGUUGUCUCGCGCUCCCCCCCCCCCCCCCCUCGCUGUACCCCGUCCGGCCGUUUCCCCUGAAGAACGGGGGGGAGACCCAGCCGUCUCUGUACAUGUCCUGUUGAAGAUUUGCACUGUUCCACUCACACAUUUUUAUGAUCCCGACACACAGCUUCAGCCGGGGACCAACACCUGGGGGGUUGCAGGGGGAAGGGGGGGGGGGGUGCGUGGGUGGGGGGCAGGGUUUUCAUUGUCUGGCACCUUGGUCUGGUCCUGUAGCACACCGUUGUCUUUUGAGUAGUAUUUGGUUCCCGACCCAGCUGAGUGGGACUAGAAACACAGGGUCGUUCUCCACGGCACACUCUUAUUUUAAUUUUUAAAAUUUUUUUUUUUUUAAAGUGGCCACAGGUGAUGAUUGAACUUGCUUUGAAUGACAUUAACAUGCAUUUCAAAAUCGAUGCAUGUAAAAAAAAAAAAAACAUUUAUUUUUUAUUUCAAUGCCCUUUUACUAAUAUUUUUUCUUUUGUAGUAAUUGUUGUUAUGAUUAUUAUAGGAUUGUUUAAAUUCGGACACGUUAGCCUGUGUAUAAACGCUUCUGUUGCAGUAUAUCGAUUAGAGCGCCACACGAAAAUGUACAUAUAACUACCGUUCUUUUCUUCUUUUAUUUUUUUUUGUAUGAGAAAAUACAUGUUUGUGUUUGUGUGUUGUUUUAGUUGUCAUAAGCGUGUGGCCAAGCCACAGUAUAUUAGAAUUCCUUCGGGGGUGGGGGGGGGGGAGAUCUUAUGUGGAUAGCGUGAGCACAUUACCGAUGCUUGAAGAAGGGUACCUGUCUUGCCGGUUUUCGACUUGAAACAUUGACUCCAGUAAUUUCAGCUUCGCUUAUCGUCAUUUUAAACGGAGAGAUUUUUGUCGUCGUCUUCAGGUCUAUCCUCGAGGGAAUAUGCAAACUCCAUUUGCCUUUUUUUCCCCCACAGUCUGUUUCCCGGGUCUGUGCUUCUUUCAUUUUCGGCAUUGUCAUACAACCCUUCGAGAUCACUCGCGCAGUUAUUAUUAUUAUUUUCUUCGUCUUUUGUUUUCGGCAGAUUGCACUAGAUAUGCUGGUUAUUGAUGUUUCGUUGUAGGAAAACCUCCUUCAAAAGUUUUUUUUUUUUUUUUGUUUGUCUGGAAAUACCUUCGAUCCUCUACCUGAGAGAUGAGGAGUUGAGGCAGUGGGAAAGAGAAAGAGAGAGAGAAUUAUGAAAGAGUGAGCAAGAAAAAAAAACAGCUGCUUUAAAUCCAACCGCUUUUUUGUAUUAUCUUUGGCCUCGUUUCACUUACAUAGCUAGCCAACGGGAAUAACUUUAUUUAGCCUGUUAUUGUAUUUUGUCUUGUGUUUCACUGACUUUGCAGAGCGAAUGACUUGAACUUCAGCUUAGAUGGUACAUAUUCUUUGGACUUGAUUUAGUUGUGAGCUGUGUUCUGGCAAAGCUAAGCUCUUGGAACAGUCCUUGACAAUCAUUGGAAGUGUCUGCUUUUUUUUUCUUUCUUUUUUUUAUUUUUAUUAAACUGGUUCACAUGAAAUGUGGACACAGUGCAGUUAAAUGUUGUUUUUUUAAAAAGCCUGUUUGUGAAGAUUCAGUCGCUAAAAAGGAAGUGUGUGUACCAAUCAGACGCGCUCCGCUGGAUGAGUCCAGGUCCGAAGCGCCCUCGCUUGGCUUCGAGUGCCUUUCUUGUGUCAGCCAAGCUGUGAAUGUUACUGUAGUUUUACUCAAGGGUGGCCUUGUUCUGCUCUGGAUGACAACAUAGUGGCCUGUUUCUGCUAAUGAGAGUGUGGGGAGGUGGGGGGUGGGGGUGGGGGUGUGGGGGUGUGUCUUCAACGCCAGCUACGCUUUUGUAUUUUUACUCUUUUUUAUUUUCUGAGGAGAGAGCUACAGUAAAUAUAGGCUUAUUGAAAUCAUGGCUCCAGAAACCUGUGUUAAGCUAUAUGACAGCAGAAGAUGGAAGGAAGUAAAAUGGCUGGUGCCUGGACUCCCUGAGUCUUGAUCCAUGGCCCUUUGUAACUCUUACAAGUCUUAUAAAGUUAUACAGUAAGCUGAGAAAUUAACAAAGAGCCCCCUUCUUUUCUUUUUUAUUACAAACUCAGGCAAUCGGAGAACUAAUUUAGCCAAGAGAAUUUUGAAAAUUAUAAUUAUUGUUAUCAUUAUUUACGUUCCUGUAAUACAAUUUCAUUUUUGGUUUCCAGUUGUGAUUUCCUGAUCUGUACGGCCGUGCGAGAGAAACAAAAUGGCGGGACGUUUUUUUUUUUUUUUCUUUUCUUUUCAGUACUCUGGUGUUACCUUAUGCACAGGGCAGGGCAACUCGACUGGGUCUGUGGGUGACCAGCUUCGGUUUCAUCCUCUGGUCUUGCACUUCCUGUAUUACACGUAAGAUCACAUGAAUUUAACCAGUCUUGAAUCUGCUAAUCAGACGGUACAUGUUUAUGCUGGGACCCACUGGUACCGGUGGAGUUACCCUUUCCCUGACCCAAAACAAGGGCUAUAUGGACUGACUACAUGCCAGGGCCAAAUGUAUAUCUCAGCCUAUUUACAACUUAAUACUGCUUAUUUUAAGAUAUUAACAUUUCUGCUGUGAAACAGCCACUACAGUGAAAGCCUUUUUGUGUGCAUUAGCUCAAAUCUAAUAAUCCCCAGCAGGCAGAGUUUACUGAACAGUACCAGGACAGGAGAUAAUCAAAUUUUGAUUUAAAAAAAAAACUCAUGAUUUUUUUUUUUACUGUUUAAAAAAGACAGUAAUGCACUUGGGAACUGGAAGUGAGAUUUUUUCCCCCACAGAUCUGUUUUUAAAAAAAUACCUGAAUUAAACACAUAAUGCUAAAUGCAGAAAACUUUGUGCACGAAUAGCUUCAGGAAAAUGUAUAAAUUUGCUCAAACUGUGCAUUUUCCUUUGAUCUGUAGUGACCUCGGGCUUUUCCUGUUUAAGCUUCUGUGAGGUCACAGCCGCGACAAGGCCUAUCAGAUUCCAUUAGAACCUUUGAGCUGUUAGGAUUCCGUGUGUGUACUGCCUCACGGGGCAACUGGGUACCUUUUUUUUUUUUUUUUUGUUUUAAAAAUCAUCUUUCUUCUUUUGAAUAAGCCAGCAGGUAAACAAAAUAAUAAAAAAAGACAGUGAAAUAGAUACAAAUAGUCAAUACCAAAAAUGAUUUCAACAAGCAGUGCCUGUCAUUUUACUGCAAAACCUUUUUAUUGUCCAGCAACCUUUGUGCUCUCUGUACAAUGAGCUACAGUGUCUCUUCUCACUUUCGUCAGAGUUCAAUGUCUUUUUCAUUUGUGCCGGGGUGGGCGUGGCUGUAGUUGUCUUGGCCCCGCCCAUCCCGCUGUGUUCUGCGCGCCGUUCACCAGGCAAGCUGUCAUGAUGGGACUCCCAUUCGGAGGUUAGAGGCGCAACAGUCUCCAGCUGAGGGUGUAGAAUCAGAACCAGAAUCUGUCCGGUUGAAUCUCCACGACAACAUUUUAAUGUUUCCCUCUGAAGAAAUUCUCCAGUAACAUGCCUGGGAAGCAGAGAUGCGCAUUUUCAUUCCACAGAUUCAGUGUUUAUUCAAGAGGGUGUUUUUUUUUUUUUUUUUUUACUGUUAAGCUGGGCUGUGAACCACUCGAUGAAAACCUCAACCUAUCAUGACAACUUGCGUGAUUGUUUCAACUUUUUUUGUUUGUUUUUUUGUUUUUGUUGGGUAUUCCGUUUGGUUGUUUAAAGCCUUCUUUUAAAGCAUGCUGUUUAAAUUUCUCGGCGAGUAGAAGUUGGUUUUAUCGGAGGUCGUGUGAGGUCGAGGUGCUUCUCAGAGAACACUCUAAUGCAGUGUUACAUUUUAAGGGGUUUUGCUUUUCACAUUAUACUUUACAAUAUUACCAUAGUAGUUUACCAUUAAUCGCUUGCUUGCUGCACACAUACACACUUCACACCAGGAAAGAGCAUGUGGGCCUUUAGUUCUGGCCUGGCCUAUUGAACCAACCAGGAAUCACGCUGGUUCAUAUAUAGUAUGUGGAUCACUAAUCACAGUAUGUUUGUUUUUUCUUUUGCUUACAGAAUUAAAAGCGCUUCUUCAUCAAAAUGUCAGUGAUCAUUUCUCACUGAAACAGCUGAAAUGUAAAAAUGCAAAUGCUUUUUUUUUUUUGUUUGUUUGUUUGUUUACCCCUCUUUGUCAUACGGUCAAAGAGGGUUUUUUUGGGAAGCAAAACUAAAUUUGCCACGUGUUUUUUUCAACUGGUGUGAGGGAAGACUUUCGAGCUCAGUUCCGACCGAAAAUUCGCGACGUGACGAGCUGCAGCUGGCGACUCUUCGCAGCCUUCUAAAACUCGCCAACCUGCUAUUAGACGAGUUGGAUCGCGCGCAACGGCGAGCGCCGGCAGCGGACGUUCUGAGAUGGGGUAGUUCGCGCCGCUCGCGACUCCUCACCGCAACGUUCUAAAAUUGUUCCGUUGCUUCGCGAAUCUUCGGUCCGAACUGGGGCCUUUACAGCUUUGACAAUAUUUGAUUAUAACAUUAUAUUCAGCCGUCGCUGUUAGCAUAAAACUCAUAACUGCAUUACUGGAAAUGAGGAUGUUCCCCUAUGCAACAAAAAAAAAAAGUAUAAAAAUAAUAAACAAGCUAUGCUACAACUCAGAA
Anguilla rostrata (American eel) is the source of this 15789-nucleotide messenger RNA. RefSeq names its product nuclear factor I/C (gene nfic). Gene Ontology annotation, cellular component: nucleus. Gene Ontology annotation, biological process: regulation of transcription by RNA polymerase II. The transcript has 12 exons. NCBI's taxonomy places the organism in Eukaryota, Metazoa, Chordata, Actinopteri, Anguilliformes, Anguillidae. Gene Ontology annotation, molecular function: DNA-binding transcription factor activity, RNA polymerase II-specific; RNA polymerase II cis-regulatory region sequence-specific DNA binding. The record is from RefSeq and is a predicted model, not a curated record. Bases 2647 to 4182 code for a protein of 511 amino acids.